AUGCAGCUGGCUAAAAGGGUCUGCUUUCUCUCCUCUCUCUGCUUCCCUCGGUCUUCCGCAUUUACGGAUGUCAUCGACAGCCUCACUUCUUCCGUGGUAAAUAACUUCCGACCAUGCCGUGCCAUUUACGACUCGCUUGCUGAUGCACUUCUGUCUCCCUUUGCUUUUCCCGCGGGAUUCCCUCUUCGGCUUUGUCCGCGGGUACACAUGGGAAGCCCGUUGUUAUACCCCCAGCAGAGCGCAUCUCACUGGCACAGAGAGCGUCCUCCCUUGCAUCUUCCUGCAGAUCAUGGCCAGACUUCACCACGCGUUGUAGAGGACGUCACCGUUUUCCUUGGCCUUGUUUCCAUCAAGAGCUUCUCCGCGUCUGAAGGAGUCUUCGACCUCACCCGUUGGCCAAGGGGACAACCCCCCGAGGUCGAUCAAGCCAUAGCAGCGUUUGAUCGGAUCAGACAGGGUUUGGUUGAUCUGCUGUCCCAGGAACUAGGACCUCGGAAAGGCGUGUGUUCAAUAUACAUGGACCUCUUUCCACCCCUCAAAACCGCCUCCUGGGUGGCCUUCCCGCGGCUUUGA
Molecule: messenger RNA, 573 nt
Organism: Nannizzia gypsea CBS 118893
Lineage: Eukaryota; Fungi; Ascomycota; Eurotiomycetes; Onygenales; Arthrodermataceae
Exons: 3
Coding region: 1-573 (190 amino acids)
Source: RefSeq, a predicted model, not a curated record